Messenger RNA from Polistes canadensis, 7135 nucleotides. RefSeq lists its product as uncharacterized. The record is from RefSeq and is a predicted model, not a curated record. Bases 1247 to 3790 code for a protein of 847 amino acids. The transcript is spliced from 13 exons. Lineage: Eukaryota; Metazoa; Arthropoda; Insecta; Hymenoptera; Vespidae.
GCGGUUCGAGCGCUCAGUCCGACCCGGACGUCCGUAGGAGAUGUGUCUGUUGCUUUUUACCUGGCUGCACGUAUGCACGCAAGGACGCACCGGUGUUGCUCGCGCACGUUGUUGCUAUUGUCUUAUCGCAUAAAAUAACAAUCCUUGUUGUUAGAAUAAUCCUACAUAAUCAUCUCGUUGUUCUCGUUAUCCUUCUUUAUUAAUAAACGUGGACACGCAGAAGAAAAGGGACAAAAGUUGUCAUCCCUUAGCGGGACGUUACAACCGACUCGCGUUCCUCUCUCUCUUUCUCUCUCUCUUUCUCUCUCUCUCUCUCUCUCUCUCUUUCGAAGGAUAUAAUAAUAAUAAUUAAAAUAAUAAUCGUAAUAUAUAUAUACAUAAUAUUACUUCCUAUAUAAAGGACUUCAAUUUGUACGAGGGAAGAAGAGAGAGAGAAAAUAAAACUUUAUAUUCGGAGUGUGAUAGGAUAGAACGGACGAGAGAGAAAAGGUGCAUCGAGGGACGAACAGGGUUUAAGAUCUUCGACCACGACGACGUGUGUUCAUCUUUGUUUUUUUAUAAUAUUUAUUAUUUUGUUCCCAUUAUAAAAAAACAGUCAUAGUCGGAAGAACAGUUAUAUUAAAUGGAAGAAACGAGUAUGACAUAAUAAAGGGUCGAAGAAUUGACCACUACAACAGUGUCGUUCGUCGUACGCCGAAAGAAAAGGAAGAACGAUUGACAUUGUCGAGAAUUUUUUUGUUCGUGCGACGACGGACGGUGACGGCGAAGGUGUAAAGGGGUGAAAGAAAGAAAAAAGAAAUAAAUAUUAAAGAUAGAGGAAAAGCUCUAAGAAGGAAAUAGAGAUCUAGAGAUUCGUGGUUCCGGUUAGUUUCUACUGUGUGUCACGUGACCGUAUUAAGGAUAUUUACUGUGCUACGUGUUUUUUUACGACGACCGUGCUUGCUUUCUUCUUCCUCCUCGUCGUCGUCGUUCUACUGAAAAGGAACAAGAAGACUGGCUUUAUUUCUUCGUUUAAGAGACAUCAAGACUACUUCUUUAUUGAAAUCUGCGUUCUACUCGGAAAAUGUAGUGUGCCACGUUGAGCUAGUACGCAAGAACGAAGAAGAGAAGACAAUCGAGUUUAUUUGUACGAGACACACCGGAGUGCAGAAUCGGUGGUGCAUCCUGAACCAGAGAGGGCUGUGAUGAGGGAAGCAGGCUAGAAGAAGGACCCUGUCGCGCAUGCGCCGGUAGGAGCACAAGAAAGAUGCAGCCAUCCUCGAGAGCCUUAUUAAGCCCGGUGCUGCUUCUAAUCUUCGCAGGAAGCAUCGGUGCCUUCAACUCGCGACAAGGAGAAUGUUCAUUUCCACCACGUUGGGAAGGCACCUGGUUUCAAAGCGGGGUGAGGCAAUCGAUUGUAAUAUCCAGGAAUGAGUUAUCCAGUAAAGGCAGGUGUCUCCACAAUGAGGGCGACAAGUUCCUUUUAGUCGACAUGAAAUCCUGCUACCGCUGCGUCGUCAUUCACGAGAAGCACUCCAAUGUUCUCCAAUACAAAGAGACUUACUGCCACACUAGAAACUCCUUGUCGUCUUUAUGCUCGUACAUCACUGGCGAUGCACUCCUGUACUCCAUGUUUCGUGAGGAGGCACUCCCAGUACCGUGUCCCUUUCGAGGACCAAUGACUUUCUCGUAUAAUCGGGGUCAUGGUACUUGCUCCAUUCCGCAGAGCAACGUUGACACGUGCACGGACGAUAGUCGACUCCUUUUCAGGUAUCAAGCUUGUCCGGAUGUCUCCGCCUCUGAAAGUGCUGUGGAAGAGCUCGAGUGUUUGGCCACAUGGAAAGAGGGUAGCAGCCGGUACCUCGUUGGCCGUUUACAUCACAACCACGCGUCGAGCAACGAAGAUCGAUACCGAUGCUUCGUCUACGAGAAGGCCAGUCAGACGGUGCAGGGCAAUCUAAACAGAGGUAGCAUGGGCGGAAUGGGCGGCAUGGGCGGCAUGGAUCACGACGUCGCCCUACCACCGAGAGGACCACCACCGAGUGGACCGGUGCCUGAGGGCGCGGCCGAAAUAUACCGGGUGGCUCAAAGCGGCGACGCUACUUGCAAUGGGCUUUCCAGUGCUACGGAGGGUUCUAGGACGAUGACCUUGAAAAAAGUCUCAUCACCAGGCGAAUGCCGUUUCCCGAACUGGUUGACUGGUCAUAGUAGCGGAGGACUCACAUGGCAUACACUAGAUCUCGGAAGAUCCUAUACCUUUCAUCCUAGAAACGCUUCCCUUCACGUAGCUCGAUCAAACGGUAGUUCCUCCAGAUUCGAUAGUGGCUCUUUGGAUGGACAGUAUAUUCCUGGACAAGAGGAUCAAGACGUUAAAAUUCUCUGCAAUACUAUCAAACAAACUAAUACUGCUCCCGGUAUGAUUAUGACCAUGCUGGUUGCCCACUUCACUGUUGGAUGCCGAAGCGGUUACAUGUGCAUGGCGUUUUACCGAAGAGACGGUCACGUGAUAGAAGUGCAAACAGGAAGUGCCAUCUCAAGACCGGAAGAAGCUUGCAGCUCGCCCCAUUUUCAACACAGUAUACCUUACCUCACGUUAGUUACGAGUUCACCGGAACUACGUCAGUGUCCUUAUCUGGGUAAAUUCACGGUAACCGGAGUUAACCAUAAUCAGAGGAACACUCGCGAAAGUCGGAGGAAUCAACAUCAAGAGUCACUGACAAGCAGACACGAUGGUGAAAAGGUUAGACACGCUCAAGAACGAAUAGUCGAGGAUCGUCGUGGUCGAAGCAAGAUCGAUUUCGAGCUUGAGAAGAGACGAGCGAACAAUGAAUAUCUCGUGCGUGAACGAAUGGGUAGACGAGCUAGAUCGAAUCGUAAUAACAGAAGUCACAGAGAUCAACAGGAGUCGUCAUCUUCCUCGAGAUUAAUUCCGGAACAACAACAAGAGAGCGCAGUUCAUCGGGAACACGGUUCGCAUUUGAAAGCGAAAAAACGAGAAAAAAUAUCGGACGAACUUAAUAAAGACGAAAAUAAUUCUGACGGUUCUAGCAGAACUAAAAGAAAUUCCAAAAUAGUUGAUAACUCCGAAGACUUUACCGGGUUUGCUGAUAUGAAACAAUUCUGGAUGCCGAACAUUGACGACGUGGGAACGUCCGCCAUAUUAGAAGUGGACGACGACGAAUACUUUGGGGAUUACCCUGAUACCAAGAAUGCACCGAAGAAGAGAUCAUCAUCAUCAUCAUCAUCCCAAGACGUUCGAUCUUACAAGAGCAUGUCCUUUACGGAUCUCACGAGGAUGCGACGAGACCUCGAAAAUCUUGUAACCGAAGAGGAAGUUACGAGCGAAACCCGGGAGAAAAGAGAAGAGGUCGAAUCAAAGUGCAACGCUGAGAUCACAACUCUCACCGUUGGAUGUUCAACCGCAGACAGAAUGGAACUUCAAAGAGAUUGCGUGAAUGACAACACAGUUUACGCUUACUCCUGCCAUGGAAGGUGGAUCGACGCAGAGGGUACUCAGUUCGUGAUCGCAACCCCACUUGAGCGCAAAACAACGUGGUCUAACGAUAACAACAGGCCGCAGCCCUACAGGAACACCCAAAGAUUGUGUUUCAUGUACAAAGAGAGCGGUGGGGUUGUUAGUUUGACUUCCAGCCCGGUGGCGUGUCAAAGAGGUAUUCCUCCACCCCCACCGAUGUUGGCCUUCAAUGCGACCAGCACCGGUCAGUGUAUGGAGGAGAACAAGGGGCAGAUGCAUCGAGCGACGUACCUGACGAUACUCCUGCUGACGGGGGUAGUCGUAAUAUUUAGGUGAUUCUAAUCGAAAAGACGAAGACGAAGACGACGAAGACGACGACGAUGGCGACGACGACGACGACGACGAAGACGACGACGACGAAGACGACGACGACGAGCGACUAUUUUCGAAAAAAGCGUUGAACGACCUUCGUGGGAAAAUGUUUUAUCGACGAGGAUGCCGAGCGACGAAGUGAAAAAAAAAAAGGAAAAGAAGACAGAGGAAGAAGAAGAAGAAGAAGAAGAAAGAGAGAGACCGCCUCUGGCACGAAGCAACGGCUACGAUCGUUCGAACGUCGAGGCCAAUGGAAAAAGAUGGAGGAUGGGAGGAGGAGAAUGAAGAAGAAAAGGAGGAAGAGGAAGAAGUACAGGGUGCUGCUCUGCCGUUGGUGAAAGAGGAAGGAGACGUGGGACGGAGAAGAGGAAGAAAGAAUCGAUUCACUGGCUUUGACUGCUUCGGUCGAUAGGUCUUGCCAAGUCUUCUUCUCUCUCUCUCUCUCUCUCUCACUCACUCACUCACUCCCACCCUCUUGCUUUUACUCAUUCUCCGUCGGGAGAAAUUCGUGCUCGUACGAUCAUCGUUUUGGGAGUAAAGGGAAAAGGAGGAGGAGGAGGAGGUGGAGGAGAAGAUAAAGGGGAGAAAAUCAGCUCGACCGCCAGAAGGUACAAACUUCGCACACUAUCGUCGACCGUCGACCCUUUGAGGCGAGCCGGUGAUCUUCGAUCCGUGAACGAAAGGAUAAGGAUGCACCCGGAGAACGUGCGGACUCUUUUUCCUGACUAUGGUCAAACGAACGAACGAACAAACGAACGAACGAUUGACGAGAGAAUAAGAGCAAGAGCAAGGAACAAGAACAAGAACAAGAGCAAGAAUAAGAAUGAAAAAUAAAAAUAAAAAGAGAGCGGACCAUAUAUGUAAAAGUGAAAAAAGAAAAAAAAAGAAACACGUGCUUUCCUUCGUUUCUCGACACUUGUCGCGCAUACGGCCAGUAGCUUUUUUUACCGACACCGUUGUGUACACAUGUAGCUCUCGUAGUAAACGCGCGCGCGUGCUAGAUAAUUCAAAUCCUCGAUGAAGGAACGAACAAACGGCUUAUCGUGAUCGGACCAUAUCAAAGCGAGGCAAGGAUCGGUUGAUCGUUCGUUUCGUUUCGUUUCGUUUCUUUCUUUCUUCCUUUCUUUCUUUCUUUUUUGGCCACGAGGGAUUACGCGAGGAAAGAGAAAAGAAAAGAAAAGAAAAUAAAGAAAAGGGCAAUAAAAGGAGAGAGAGAGAGAGAGAGAGAAAGCGAAAGCGAAUGAGGGACCGAUCGUGAAACGAAAUAUAAGCGCGGUAAUCUCGUUCUAGCUAGUAAGCCAAGCGACGAGGCGGGCUCGUUAUCUUCUAAGGUAGGAACUACGUAGAGACAGAGACAGACAAAGAGAGAGAGAGAGAGAAAGAAAGAGAGAGAGAGAGAGAGAGACUAUCCUUGAUAAAGGUAGAGACGACGCCGGGCAAUUUACUCUGCAAACGUUUCCCUCCUGAAAUCACAGUGCUCGCCCAAACUUCUCCAUCUUUUAUAUAGAAACCCACUUCAGGCGACAUAGGCGUCUUUAAUUUAUAAUUAUAUGUAUAUACAUACAUACAUAUAUGUGUAUAUAUAUCAAAUGAAAAUAUAUAUGUAUAUAUGUAUAUCAGGAAAUAUAUUUAUCCAUCCAUGGGUUGCCUAUAGUAAAAAGGAUGUCAAAAGAAGACCCCGCCAAAACCGAUGGAGAAUCGAGAGAGCAUAUAUCGGCACGAAAUCAAAUUCCGCGACCUUUCGUGUCGUGUGUAUGUUUCUGCGUUAUGUGUGUCCUAUAUAUGUACAUAUAUUGCUGCUGGUGGUGGUGGAAACGAAUUCAAGAGUAAAUCGCCCAACGACGCGAUUGAACGACGAUCGAACGAAUGACGAACGAAACAUAACCGGCGAAUGCUCGUACGCCAAGGAUAAUUUUCAAAUUUAUGCCUGUAUAAAGAGAAUAUUAAAUCAAGGACUAUGGGAGAACAAGUGAUUCAACGCAAUACAACCAACUCGAUUUAUACAUAUAGGAAAAUGACUAUUUUAUGCGACUAACAGAAUGAAAGAGGGGAGUGAAAGGAAGAUAGAAAAAUAGAAAGAGAAAGAGAGGAAGAGUGAGAGUGAGAAAGAGUGAGAGUGCGAGUGAGAGAGAGAGAAUGAGAGAGAGAGAGAGAGAAUGAGAGAGAAGAGAUACGAACGGCUCGAGGGGACAGGGAGAAAGAAAAAGAAAAAGAGACAACAGCGAAAAGUAGAAAAGUACCAAAGUGAUGUGGUAAGGAGGGAAGAAAAUGUGAAAAAUUUUAUACUUCGCUGCACAUUUAAAUAUCGUCGUAUAUAACUGUGAUCGACUAUUUUUUUUUCUUUCCAAUACCAGUUCGCCUAAAAUAAGAAGAGAGAGAGAGAGAGAGAGAGAGAGAGAGAGAGAGAGAGAGAGAGAGAGAGAGAAAUAAAACGAUGUAUAGACAAAGAAUAGAGAAGAAUUUAUUCUUACAUCUCUAAUUCGCGCGUUACGAAUCUCUUCUCAACUCUUUUUCUCUGAUAUCCUUUCGAUUCGACCUCGAUGCGAUGCGAUGCGAUGCGAUCGCGAACCUAUUUCAUUUCUAUGUUUUCUCGUCAAGAGAAAUAUAGGGUCAAAAAUUGAAUGGCCGCGAGGGAAAGUAAAUUUCGCGUUUUCGUUGCAAAAGCACCGAGGUCUCUCCCUUGUAUUUUUGGUUUGUUUUUUAGCGUAAGAAAUAAGCAAUAAAAAAAGGCGCAAUGAUUAAACGAACGAUAAAAAAAAAAUAAAAUAAAAAAAAAAAGAAAGAAAGGAAGAGAAAAAAAAGUAAAACAAAAUAAAAUAAAAAUAAUGAGGUGAUUAGUGGAAAGAAGAAUUAAAAUUGUAUUUACGAGAGCUAACUCGACCGUCAUAGAUAUAUUAAUCGAGAAAGAAAGGGGAGAGAGAGAGAGAGAGAGAGAGAGAGAGAGAGAGAGAGAGGGAGAAAGUGGGAGAGAGGGAAAGAGAGAUGAUUAUAUAUCUAUUGUAUACCGAUUUUCUCUUUGAAUUAGGAUGGAAUCUUUUUCGCAAAAUGAAAAAAGGCUUCGAAGGAGACGGCAACGCUAGAAACGGGGGCGUAUGCGUACGAUAUUAUUGUAACUAAUACAGAGUCUAUAUAUUAUAUUAUUGUACAACCAUCUUUGUAAUAAUUAACCCAAACCGAGUGACGAGAGGAUAAACGAGAAGAGGAGACGUGCAAUGAGAACACUUGACAAUGAAGAGAGGAUAAAAGAAAACGUGAGUUACGUAUGAUGUGUGUAUGUAAUUUUAUGUGAGAAAGAAAAAAAAAAAAAAA